Messenger RNA from Musa acuminata AAA Group (dessert banana), 2974 nucleotides. Its product is annotated as potassium transporter 10-like. NCBI's taxonomy places the organism in Eukaryota, Viridiplantae, Streptophyta, Magnoliopsida, Zingiberales, Musaceae. Gene Ontology annotation, biological process: potassium ion transmembrane transport. Gene Ontology annotation, molecular function: potassium ion transmembrane transporter activity. Bases 543 to 2876 code for a protein of 777 amino acids. The record is from RefSeq and is a predicted model, not a curated record. Gene Ontology annotation, cellular component: membrane. The transcript has 9 exons.
UUCCUUUUCUCUCUCUUGGCUUGGUUUGAUUGUUGGGAUCUGAACUCAGGCAUAUGAAUCAUCAUCAUCUCUUUUUUUAUUCUCUCCUUCCUGUCUUCCACUGCAGCAGUCCCAACCUGACAGAUGCCAAUUGUCUGAAUGAGAUACUCCCAUCUGCAGAAUGGAAACUCUCAGUCUUCUCUCUCUCUCUCUCUCUUUCUCUCUCAGUUGAAUCUUGAAACUGAAACCCCACACUCAAUUUAAUUAUGCAUAUGAGCAUUAAAAAAAAGCAGUUUUGAAACUCCUCUCUCUGUCUCUCUGUUUCUUCUUCUGUUGUCAAAUAUUCUACUGCUCUUUUUGCCUCACAACCUUGAUCACAUCACCUUCCUUGGUUCAUCCCCCCACAACCAUUACACCUUCCAAUAAAAGCCACUUCUUCCCGUAUCAGUUCCUUCGGAAAAAUAUUAGGAGAACACAGCAAUCCAAGAGCCUCUCUCUUAAGCUUCGAGUGACGGAGAGAGGAGGAAGCAUGUAGGAUUUACGUUGUUGUUGAUCACUUGACGAUGGAUAUUGAGGGUGGCGGCUUCUCUAAUCCUGUAAAGAGGAACUCAUGGCGCACGGUGCUGUCAUUGGCGUACCAGAGCCUGGGGGUUGUGUACGGUGACCUGAGCACCUCCCCGCUGUACGUGUACAAGAGCACCUUCGCCGAGGACAUACAGCACUCGGAGACGAACGAGGAGAUCUACGGGGUGCUCUCCUUCGUCUUCUGGACCCUCACGCUCGUCCCCCUCCUCAAGUACGUCUUCAUCGUGCUCCGGGCCGACGACGACGGCGAGGGCGGCACCUUCGCGCUCUACUCGCUCCUCUGCCGCCACGCCCGCGUCGGGUUCCUCCCCAACGGGCAGCUGGCCGACGAGGAGAUCUCCGCGUACAAGAAGACGGACCGCGGCGGCGGCGGCGGCGCUGGCUCGCCGUCGGGCGGCGUCGGAGCGGCUUCCAGGGUGAGAGUGAUGCUGGAGAGGCACCAGGUGCUGCAGAAGAUGCUCCUGAUCCUUGCCCUGAUUGGAACAUGCAUGGUCAUCGGGGACGGCGUGCUUACGCCGGCGAUUUCCGUCUUCUCAGCGGUUUCAGGGCUUGAGCUUUCCAUGGCCAGGGAACACCACAAAUAUGUAGAAGUCCCUAUUGUGUGUCUCAUAUUAAUCGGUUUGUUUGCUCUGCAACAUUAUGGGACACAUCGAGUUGGAUUCUUGUUUGCACCAGUUGUCAUUAUAUGGCUUCUAUGCAUCAGUGUGAUAGGUGUUUAUAACAUUUUCCAUUGGAAUCCACAUGUUUAUCAAGCACUCUCUCCAUACUACAUGUACAAAUUCGUGAAGAAAACCCAAAGAGGAGGUUGGAUGUCCUUGGGUGGGAUCCUGUUAUGCAUAACAGGUUCUGAAGCCAUGUAUGCAGACUUGGGGCAUUUCUCGCAGUUAUCGAUAAAGAUUGCUUUUACAUCUGUGGUUUAUCCAUCAUUGAUCCUGGCAUAUAUGGGACAAGCAGCUUAUCUGUCCAAACACCAUGUUAUUGAAAACGAAUAUCGAAUUGGGUUCUAUGUCUCAGUACCAGAGCAAAUAAGGUGGCCUGUUUUGUGUAUAGCUAUACUUGCAGCGGUUGUGGGAAGCCAAGCCAUUAUUACCGGUACUUUCUCGAUCAUCAAGCAGUGUUCUGCUUUGGGCUGCUUUCCCAGAGUGAAGAUUGUUCAUACAUCAUCCAAAUUUCAUGGACAAAUAUACAUCCCAGAGAUCAACUGGAUAUUAAUGAUAUUGUGCUUAGCCGUGACGAUUGGUUUCAGAGACACAAAGCACAUGGGUAAUGCUGCAGGAUUGGCCGUCAUAACCGUAAUGCUGGUGACAACCUGCUUGAUGUCCCUGGUGAUAGUUCUGUGUUGGCACAAGAGCAUAUUUCUAGCAGUAUGCUUUAUACUCUUCUUUGGAACCAUUGAGGCACUCUAUUUCUCAGCUUCCCUCAUCAAGUUCUUGGAAGGAGCUUGGGUCCCCAUUGCCUUUUCUUGUAUCUUCAUGAUAAUUAUGUAUGUAUGGCACUACGGCACGCUCAAGAAGUAUCAAUUUGAUGUUCAAAAUAAGGUCUCCAUCGAGUGGCUUCUCGGCCUCGGCCCUUCUCUUGGUAUCGUGCGUGUUAGAGGCAUCGGUCUGAUACAUACUGAGCUUGUGUCAGGAAUCCCAUCCAUCUUCUCCCACUUCAUCACAAAUCUCCCUGCAUUCCACCAGGUGCUCAUCUUCCUCUGCAUCAAGUCCAUCCCUGUGCCACACGUUCAUCCAGAGGAGCGGUUCCUUGUAGGCAGAAUUGGGCCCAAGGAGUACAGGCUUUAUCGGUGCAUUGUUCGGUACGGCUACCGUGAUGUGCAGAAGGAUGACUUGGAGUUUGAGAAGGACAUUGUUUGCAGCAUUGCGGAGUUCAUCCGCUCAGGGACGUCGGGGCCAAACGGUGCUGCAGUAGAAUCUGAAAAGGAUGAUGCGAGGAUGACCGUCGUCGGAGCUGGAAUUCGGUUGUGUGAAGUGGGUGACGAUCCAGGGGAGGCAGCAGGUCCUUCAAGUUCGACCGAGAUACAAUCACCGAUCAGAGCGAGAAAGAAGGUGAGGUUUGUGCUGCCCACAAGCCCACGGAUGAAUGCCAGCACGAGGGAGGAGCUACAGGAGCUGAUGGAGGCACGGGAAGCCGGCAUGGCAUUCAUCCUCGGGCAUUCCUAUGUGAGGGCGAAGAGCGGGUCGGGAUUCGUCAGGCGGCUCGCCAUCAACUACGGCUAUGACUUCCUGAGGAGGAACAGCAGGGGUCCGGCGUAUGCAGUGAACAUCCCCUAUGCAUCUACUUUGGAGGUGGGGAUGAUUUACUAUGUUUGAACUGUGAGUUCUAAAACGAUAGAUUCUUGUAUAUCUUCUUCCUCACUAGAAUGUACAUUAAAAGCUACAAAUCUAUAGAUUGAGCUGCUUUUUCCGGC